AUGUUCGAUGAGCUGUGUUUCGUCGUGCCCAAGGCGCAGCAAAUGAGUCAAUGGCGAGCUAUAUUCACGGCGUUCGACGUGCGGCUUUGGUACUGUUUGGCCGGCUCGUUUAUCGUGGCUCUGGGUGCAUGGACCCUAAUACGGCGCACAACAAACAAACCGUACACUCUCACCCUUCUGUCCAUAAACUUGUUCAGAGUUUUCUUGAUGGUACCCCUGAAUCGAGUGCCGAGCAACGUUUCCGAACGGUUAAUGGUAGUCUCCACCGUCCUGUUCGGGUUCAUCAUGGCAACCAGUCUGCAAGCGGUCAUGGUCAAGUAUCUGAGCUAUCCGAAAUACGAACGGGACGUGGCCACCGUGCAAGAACUAUACGACACCGGCAUGCCGGUGCUUUCGGCUUCCAACAAUCUGAUAAUGUUAUUCGAAUCCGACGAAAGACCGCUGUACGUGAAGAUGUCAGAUCGUUUUUCAAUCGUCAACAACAAGUCCUUAGACAUACUCGGUGAAGUGGCGAGUAAACGGACUUCAGCUGCGAUCGGGAGGAAAAACGAUCUGGUGGAAAAAAUCGCGAGCUCGUACGUGGAAAACAACGAAGUGCUGUUGCACAUCGUGGACGAAUGUCCGCGGUCAUUCCACAUCGUCUACCUGGUCCGCCGAGACGUGCCGUUCAUACACGUCGUGGACCGCAUAAUCACCACGUUCGUGGAAAGCGGCAUCGUCAACAGUUGGUUUAUGCACGCAAAACCGUUCCGGCCGAUAUCCGAUUAUCAUCACCGGAAAGACCCUCACAAAGUGUUCACCUUCAAGAACGUGGUGAUCGCGUUCAUGUGCCUCAUGAUUGGACUGAUCGCGAGCGGUAUCGCUUUCGUCGCGGAACUCGUCUACUUCCAUAAGUUCGCCAGUCCGGAACACUCGGCCGCCGACACCCGCGGCCAAUACCCGAGGAAUGUAAUAUUAUUUUAUUCGCGACCACGGCCGCCUAACGGGUUUGAACGCGAAGCAAUGACACAACGCCAAUAA
This is a messenger RNA of Macrosiphum euphorbiae (potato aphid), 1020 nucleotides long. Lineage: Eukaryota; Metazoa; Arthropoda; Insecta; Hemiptera; Aphididae. The record is from the annotation of a GenBank genome assembly.